CCUAAUCUCGCGUCAGAUUAUCCGAUAAAUCUUUCUCUGCAGAGGAAAGAAGAGAAAUGCAGAUUCAAGUGAAGUGCAGCUGCGGCGAAGGGAAUUGCCCAGAGUGGGCAAUAGUCGAACUGCAAGGUGUAAUCGAAGCCCAACCCUUUGUUCAAGAUCGUCUCCAGAACCUGGAAAUCGGAUGCCUUUGCCAUACUUCCGCUGAGGGUAAGUACACAUUCACCGUUGGGUAUCAUGAGUUGACAGGAUCAAAAGUACCCUUGAAGAAGCCAUUCUUAGUUCUAAAGAAAAAGAAAGUGGUGGACAUCGAGCCAGAGAAGAAUGGUUCUUCAGCUUCAUCAAAGAUCGAACUGGAAGUUGUUGGCAUUAUUCGUCAACGCAUUUUGUUCAAAACCAGACCAAAGGCCCUGAUAUCAAAACCAAAGUCGUCAGUGAAGGAAAAGAUGAGCAGGCCAUGUCCCAUUGUUAAUUGAAUCAGCACGGAAAAUGAGACACCUUCCUAUUUGAAGGUGAUUGAAGCAAGAUUGCUUGAGGCUUAAGCGUAUAUUAAUGUCGUAUCCUGAAGAACUAUAGGUGAUGAUUCCUCAAAAUUGGCAUCAAAGGCAGUGGAUGGGAAAUUGAUAUGUUCAUAAGGCUACUUCAAUCCAACUAUUCAGGGUCUGCUGUAUGAUUCUCCUGAAGGUUUAGCUUGUAAGCAAGGUUGGAAUUGUAUCAAAAUGCAGGUGACUAAACUCAUAUCUUUUUCCUUUCUUCUUUGAAAUAUUCCUAUGGCAGAGAAAACUUGUGUUACAGUACAGGUUAAUGUAGGGGUAGAGAUAGUACUUGCACAGAUCAAAUAGAGACUUUAUAAU
Telopea speciosissima is the source of this 851-nucleotide messenger RNA. Its product is annotated as chromosome transmission fidelity protein 8 homolog. Lineage: Eukaryota; Viridiplantae; Streptophyta; Magnoliopsida; Proteales; Proteaceae. The transcript has 3 exons. The record is from RefSeq and is a predicted model, not a curated record. Gene Ontology annotation, cellular component: Ctf18 RFC-like complex. The coding region runs from base 57 to 473 and encodes 138 amino acids. Gene Ontology annotation, biological process: mitotic sister chromatid cohesion.